GUGCAAUAAAUCGCUCCAGUAGAACGGAGAAGAACAGUCUGUGAAUACCAGUGACGAAAGCUGGCAUAAAUUUUGAAGGAAGAUUAAGGUGAACAAUGGCAGCCCGCAAUGUGGACUGUGAAACAGAGCUCUGUCUAACUCCUUGCGGCCGCUCAAGCAAUAACAAUCAAAAAAGAACGGAGAUGUCUGUAAGUGGUGAUUUGGCCGGCGGUGGUAAUGAGCUGCAGAAAAAAAUCAGUUUUUUCUAUGGCGGUCAGGUUUUCAUCUGCGACGUCACUGAGAUUCAGGCAAGAGCAAUAAUAUGCAUGGCAAAGAGGGAGAUGGAGGAGGCGAUGAUCAGCAGCAGCCAGUCAGCUUCUGCUCCUCGUGGGUCAUGGCCGGAGCUUCACGCGCCGCCGGAACCACAGCUGCUGAGUUCGAGGCUGUCGAUGAAAAGAUCUCUGCAGAGUUUCUUACAGCAGAGGAAGAGUAGAGCUUGUGAAAGCACCGGACCGUCUCUGUUGCAGAAUCAACAAGAUUUACAGUCUGAUUCGUCGUCUUCCUCUUGACGCUGCUGAUUGGGAUGCAUGGGGGACGGGAGUUCGAUUUGUUCUUUUAACAUUAAGUUGGUUUAAUUUAGUUUAUUAUUGCCAUGGAUUUGGAGUUUUAAUGAAGAAGAUGAUGGUGCUGGCUUGAAUUUGUGUUUGAGGGAUCUUAAAAUUGAUUUCAUAAAUGUAUGAUGUACUGAUUUGCUAUUUAUUCUGAGUUCUAAAAGCCUGAGAAUUUUUGUUAGUAGAGCUGAAGCGCCUUUAAUUUUGGUGUUUAAC
Molecule: messenger RNA, 806 nt
Organism: Phalaenopsis equestris
Lineage: Eukaryota; Viridiplantae; Streptophyta; Magnoliopsida; Asparagales; Orchidaceae
Product: protein TIFY 5A-like
Exons: 3
Coding region: 96-548 (150 amino acids)
Biological process (GO): regulation of jasmonic acid mediated signaling pathway; response to wounding; regulation of defense response
Cellular component (GO): nucleus
Source: RefSeq, a predicted model, not a curated record